Molecule: messenger RNA, 3391 nt
Organism: Gracilinanus agilis (Agile Gracile Mouse Opossum)
Lineage: Eukaryota; Metazoa; Chordata; Mammalia; Didelphimorphia; Didelphidae
Gene: RPS6KA4
Product: ribosomal protein S6 kinase A4
Exons: 17
Coding region: 45-2381 (778 amino acids)
Biological process (GO): intracellular signal transduction; regulation of DNA-templated transcription; protein phosphorylation
Molecular function (GO): magnesium ion binding; protein serine/threonine kinase activity; ATP binding
Source: RefSeq, a predicted model, not a curated record
CGCCGCCGCCCCCGGAACCCCCGGAGCCCCCCGAGCCCCAAGCCAUGGGCGACGAGGACGAGGAGGAGGGCUGCGCCGUGGAGCUGCGGAUCACAGACGCCAACUUGACCGGGCAUGAGGAGAAGGUGAGCGUGGAGAACUUCGAGUUGCUCAAGGUGCUGGGCACGGGAGCCUACGGGAAGGUGUUCCUGGUGCGGAAGGCCGGCGGGCACGACGCGGGGAAGCUGUACGCCAUGAAGGUGCUGCGCAAGGCGGCCAUCGUGCAGCGGGCCAAGACGCAGGAGCACACGCGCACGGAGCGCUCGGUGCUCGAGCUGGUGCGCCAGGCGCCCUUCCUGGUCACGCUGCACUACGCCUUCCAGACCGAUGCCAAGCUGCACCUGAUCCUGGACUACGUCAGUGGGGGGGAGAUGUUCACCCACCUGUACCAGCGCGAACACUUCUCGGAGGCCGAAGUGCGGGUCUACGGCGGGGAGAUCGUGCUGGCCCUGGAGCACCUGCACAAGCUGGGCAUCAUUUACCGAGACAUGAAGCUCGAGAACGUCCUGCUGGACUCGGAGGGCCACAUCGUGCUCACGGACUUUGGCCUCAGCAAGGAGUUCCUGUCGGAGGAGAAAGAGCGGACCUUCUCCUUCUGUGGCACCAUCGAGUACAUGGCUCCCGAGAUCAUUCGAGGGAAGUCCGGGCACGGCAAGUCUGUAGACUGGUGGAGUCUGGGCAUCCUUCUUUUUGAACUGCUGACCGGGGCAUCCCCCUUCACUCUGGAGGGUGAGAGGAACACGCAGGCCGAGGUCUCCCGGCGGAUUCUGAAAUGUAACCCUCCCUUUCCCUCUCGGAUUGGGCCAGUUGCUCAGGACCUGCUCAAGAAGCUCCUGGAGAAGGACCCCAAAAAGCGGCUGGGGGCGGGGCCCCAGGGGGCCCAGGAGGUGAAGGAUCACCCCUUCUUCCAGGGUCUGGAUUGGGCGGCUCUGGCUGCCAGGAAAGUCCCGGCCCCAUUCCGACCGCAGAUCCGUUCAGAGCUGGAUGUGGGCAACUUUGCUGAAGAAUUUACCCGGCUGGAGCCCGUCUAUUCACCCCCUGGCAGUCCACCCCCUGGGGACCCUCGCAUCUUCCAGGGUUACUCCUUUGUGGCUCCUUCCAUUCUGUUUGACCGAAACAAUGCCGUGAUGACGGACGUCCUGGAGCUGCCAGGGGGCGGGGACAGGCCCGGCAGGGCGGCUGUGGCCAGGAGUGCCAUGAUGCAGGACUCCCCCUUCUUCCAGCUAUACGAGCUGGACCUGCGGGAACCUGCCUUGGGCCAGGGGAGCUUCUCUGUGUGUCGCCGCUGCCGCCAGCGUCAGAGCGGGCAGGAGUUUGCCGUCAAGAUUCUCAGCCGCAGGCUGGAGAUGAACACUCAGAGGGAGAUCGCCGCCCUGAGGCUUUGCCAGUCCCACCCCAAUGUGGUCAAACUCCAGGAAGUCCACCACGACCAGUACCACACCUACCUGGUGCUGGAGCUCCUGCGGGGCGGGGAGCUGCUGGAGCACAUCCGGAAGAAGCAGCAUUUCAGCGAGUCCGAGGCCAGCCAGAUCCUGCGCAGCCUGGUGUCGGCGGUCAGCUACAUGCACGAAGAGGCCGGGGUGGUGCACCGGGACCUGAAGCCCGAGAAUAUCCUGUAUGCUGAUGAGGCUCCCGGAGCCCCAGUGAAGAUUAUUGACUUUGGCUUUGCCCGGCUGCGGCCUCAGAGCCCGGCAGGGCCCAUGCAGACCCCCUGCUUCACCCUCCAGUAUGCUGCCCCCGAGCUGCUCGCCCACCAGGGCUACGAUGAGUCCUGUGACCUCUGGAGCCUGGGGGUCAUCCUGUAUAUGAUGCUGUCCGGGCAGGUUCCCUUCCAGGGGGGGCCCGGCCGGGGAGGACAGAGCCAGGCAGCUGAGAUCAUGAGGAAAAUCCGCGAGGGCCGAUUCUCCUUGGAUGGGGAGGCCUGGCAGGGCGUCUCGGAGGAGGCCAAGGAGCUCGUCCGAGGACUCCUGACGGUGGACCCUGCCAAGAGGCUGAAGCUGGCUGACCUUCGGGGCAGCACGUGGCUGCAGGAUGGCAGUGCCCGCUCCUCCCCUCCCCUCCGGACCCCAGACGUGCUAGAGUCCGCAGGGCCUGCUGUGCGCUCCGGGGUCAAUGCCACUUUCAUGGCAUUCAACAGAGGCAAGAGGGAGGGCUUCUUUCUGAAGAGCGUGGAGAACGCCCCCCUGGCCAAACGGCGCAAGAUGAAGCUAGGCAGCUCCGAGCCAGCCCGGAAGGGCUCCCCUGGCCCUCCCCCAGCCCCCGCCCCCUCCACCCAGGGACGAGGAGCCCCACCUGCCAAGGGGGCUCCUCGCCGAGCCAAAGGCCCCCUCCCUCCCUCCUAGCAGGGCUCGGCAGGGAGCUGGGUGAGGGGGGCUGCCUGAGCCAGGGGCCACUGUGACCCCGGGGUUGGAGAGGAGGUCAGCCCUGAGGAGAGGGGAACUGGGACCCUGGGAGGAGAAAGUGGGGGGGUUCAUGACUCUGGAUUGGGCCUCGGGGAGCCGUUCUUGCCCUGCCCCUCCCCCUUUUCUCCUUGCCACCCUUGCCCCUGGAGGCCCUGCCUCCCCAGUCCCUGCCCCCCCCCCCCGCCCCAGAGACCGAGACAGAAGUAUUUUUAUAAACAGAGAACUUUUUUAAUGUCUUUCCAGGUAGAGUUAGUGAUGCAGGGAUUGUGAGAGGAGAGGGGCGGCAGGGCCUGGGGGCCUCCCCACGCUCGCCUCUGCCCCUGGUGCCAGGAUUUCCGGGGGGCAGCCGCGGAGCCUGGGGGUGCCGCCCCCACAGGCCUGCUUGGUGGGCCCUUUCUCCCCCCCCCCCCCAGCUCCUCAUCAGCUUGGCCUUCAGCCAGCCAGGCCUGGGCUCGGAGGGCCAGGUGAGGCCUCUCAGGCCCUCCCGUUUCUCUAAGCACUGAGCUGAGCGGCCCUAGUGAGGACCGGGGCGCCCCCUUCCUCGCCUGCCUCGGGACCCCGACGUCAGGAAGGGGUGUCAGCCCUGUGUCCCAAACUGUCACUUUAUGGGGCGUCUGUGCAAUUCUCUCCACCAAAGACUGAGAGUCUCGUGGAAGCCGCUGCCCCCUGGGAGGGAGGGGGGUGCUGGGGGUCACUGUGAGCUCACCGUCUCCGCCUCAUCCCAGACCUUCCAGGUGGGCCUCCUCCCGUUGCCUGCCUGGGCUGGGCGGCCCCCCCACGCCCCCUCCUCCUGCUUCUGCGCCUGCUGCCCCAGGCUUGGGGGGAGGGGUGCUGGGAGGGUGGGGGUGCUGCUGGCCUGCUGGGAGGGGCUCCCACAUCGCUUCUCUGGUCACUGCCUCAGCCGGCCCAGGCCGUGCCUUUGACUUCAGAAUAAAAAUCCCGUCCCGACA